UAGUCAGCGCCGCAGACGUCACUUCUGCUUUCUUUCAGCUAGGCGAGCGUCGCAGGGCAUGGCGGACAGCGGGCUGUUGGAGUCGGUUUUGCGGCUUGUGGAGAAGGUAGACGGCGGCGUUGACAGUCAGGAUGUGGCAGGCGGUCUCAGCGUGGACCACCAAGUGGUGGUCGGGGCGGUGAAGAGCCUGCAGGCGCUUGGAGAGGUUAUAGAGGCGACACAGCGAUCCUCCAAGCACUGGGAGGUGACUGGAGAGGGAAAUGAGAUACUUGAGCAGGGAAGCCAUGAGGCCAGAGUUUUUAAAGCCAUCCCAGAAGAGGGUCUGCCCCAGAGCGAGCUCAUGAAACUUCCCAGUGGUAAAGUGGGCUUCAGUAAGGCUAUGUCCAACAAAUGGAUUCGUCUGGAUAAAGGUCAUGAAGGAGGACCUCGUGUUUUCAGAACGGUGGACAGCAUUGAGGACGCUGUGAGGGAGAAGCUGCAGCAGGUGAAGAAAGGCCAGUCUUCUCAGCUGGAGGAGAAGGAGAAGAACGAGCUGAAGAAGCGAAAACUGCUCACAGAAGUUACAGUUAAGUCCUACUGGAUCACCAAGGGCAGCAACUUCAGCACCACCAUCACCAAACAGGAGACAGAACUGACUCCAGAGAUGAUCGCCAGUGGAAGCUGGAGGGAGAAGAAGUUUAAGCCCUAUAACUUUGAGGCGAUGGGUGUGGCUCCAGACUCUGGCCACCUGCACCCUCUGAUGAAGGUGCGGACACAGUUCAGACAGAUCUUCUUGGAGAUGGGGUUCACCGAGAUGCCCACCAAUAACUUUAUCGAGAGCUCUUUCUGGAACUUUGACUCUCUUUUCCAACCCCAGCAGCAUCCGGCUAGAGACCAGCACGACACUUUCUUUCUGUCCGAUCCAGCACUGGCUCAUGAGUUUCCCCCAGACUACCUGGAAAGGGUGAAAAAGGUCCACUCUGAAGGAGGUUUUGGGUCACAGGGAUACAAGUAUGACUGGAAGAUUGAAGAAGCUCAGAAGAACAUCCUCCGCACACACACCACAGCUGUGAGCGCACGUAUGCUCUACAAACUAGCACAGCAGGAAAAGUUUACACCAGUGAAGUACUUCUCUAUUGACCGAGUGUUCCGCAAUGAGACCCUGGACGCCACUCACCUGGCUGAGUUUCAUCAAAUAGAGGGUGUGGUGGCUGACUAUGGCCUUACCCUGGGCGACCUAAUGGGGGUUCUACACCAGUUCUUUACUAAACUGGGAAUCACUAAAUUGCGCUUCAAGCCUGCUUACAACCCUUACACUGAACCCAGCAUGGAAGUGUUCAGUUAUCAUGAAGGGCUGAAGAAAUGGGUGGAGGUCGGUAACUCUGGGGUUUUCAGGCCUGAAAUGCUGCUGCCUAUGGGUUUGCCAGAGGAAGUGUCUGUCAUUGCCUGGGGGCUGUCCUUAGAGCGGCCCACCAUGAUCAAGUAUGGCAUCAACAACAUCCGUGAGCUAGUGGGGCACAAAGUGAACCUGCAGAUGGUUUAUGACAGUCCAGUGUGCCGCCUGGACUCUUAAGUUGUACUCAGAGACCCUUAAAGGCAGGCUACCAGCCAAAAAUAAGCCUGUCCCAUCAGGACCCUUUCAUUUUCAGACCUCACGGAUUUGUCAAAGCAUUCUGGAUUGGUCCACAUUGUUAUGCUCCAUGUAAGAAUCUCCAAUAACGCACACUCUACUCUGUGCUCUGUCCAUGUCUCAGUGAUAAAGGGUCAGACAGUAGAGUUGAGAGAAAAUGUGGAGGUGGAUGCUUGUCUUUUUAUGCAGGAUGGUGUAUUUCUAUUGUUACGGCAUGCUUCUGGUUAGCUGGAACUGGCGGCUAUAAAAUAGUCAUUUUAUCCUAAUACAGGUGGACUGUUCGAAUCAAAAGAUCUGCGUGUUUUCUGAGCUAGUGUUACAACUCACUAGUUUAGUUCAAACCUAUCGGUUGGGACUUUCAGCAGUCUGUUUCAUUUAUUACUGACCAAGCCAUUAUAUUUAAUGUUCUUCUGCUGUCGUGUAUCACAGAAAACGUUUUCCUUCCGGCUUAUCUUCACAACUCAAAAUGCAACUGAACCAUCUUAAAGGGAAUUAUUCUGACUGUAGAAAUGAUAAAUUAAAUAAUUGAAAUGAUCA
Pygocentrus nattereri (red-bellied piranha) is the source of this 2146-nucleotide messenger RNA. It is a transcript of the gene farsa, whose product is annotated as phenylalanyl-tRNA synthetase subunit alpha. The record is from RefSeq and is a predicted model, not a curated record. Gene Ontology annotation, cellular component: cytoplasm; cytosol; phenylalanine-tRNA ligase complex. The coding region runs from base 59 to 1552 and encodes 497 amino acids. Gene Ontology annotation, molecular function: phenylalanine-tRNA ligase activity; ATP binding; tRNA binding. NCBI's taxonomy places the organism in Eukaryota, Metazoa, Chordata, Actinopteri, Characiformes, Serrasalmidae. The transcript has 13 exons. Gene Ontology annotation, biological process: phenylalanyl-tRNA aminoacylation.